This is a messenger RNA of Megachile rotundata (alfalfa leafcutting bee), 980 nucleotides long. RefSeq lists its product as uncharacterized. The record is from RefSeq and is a predicted model, not a curated record. Lineage: Eukaryota; Metazoa; Arthropoda; Insecta; Hymenoptera; Megachilidae.
UAAGCUAUUAAAAACGAAGGCAUAAAUGUGACAUUGUAUUUACAUAUAAGUAUAUAUAAAAUCGAUCGAUUAAUUUAGAUGUUACGAUGGGUAGUGAAGACACGUUAAAAUGUAAGGUUAAAAAUUCAAAGAAACAGAAUCAAUUAAAAAGCAAAUAUAAAUCAAAAGAUUUUGCUGCAGAAACGAAUGAUGACAUUAAUACAUCCGAAAAUUUUUCUAGUAUAGUUGAAGUUAAUGAACAACGCAUAAAGCAUAAAAAACUGAAAAAAACAAAACGGAAAUUAAAUAACAGUGAUUGCAAUGAUAAUUCUGAAGAAGUUACUAAUUGCAAAGAAGAAAAAAAUAUUAAUAAUAAAAAGACCAAAAAGAUAGACAACGAAGAGGAAUUGGAUAAUCAAACUAUGUCAUCAAGAAAAAAGCUAAAUUCAAACGAAACAGAAGAUUUAGGAGAAAUAAAUGAAACCGAUUCGAAAACUUCGAAGGAACCUUCUAAAAGGCAACUAAAGAAAGAAAAAGCUCAAAUAAAAGAGAAUGAAAAAAAAAUGGCUAUUAAGAAAAAGGCAAUGAAAAAGGGACUUAAUUAUGUUUCAAAGUGGAAACAUGCACGAAACGAAUGGAAAUUUGAGAAAUUGCGACAGAUUUGGCUUAUGGAUAAUCUGUUGGAUCAGACUUCUAUUCCAGAUGACAUUUUCCCCACAGUUUUAGAAUAUUUUGAAGGAUGUAAAGGAAUGGCAAGAGAGCAGCUUCUAAAAAAAGGUAUGGAUGUUAUAAGAACAAUAGAAGAAAACGAAGAAAACAAAGACAAAGUUGAGUCUGUGGCUUAUCAAAGAGCAAGAAAGCUUUUACAAGCUUUACCUACCGAAUCAUAAUUUCUUUAAAAGCGUAACAAAGGAGUAACAAGUUGCUUCAUUUUAGUCACUUCUGUAAUAUAUUGUUUACACGUUUUUUAUCUUUCGUAUACACCCUAGAAGCAAAUUUUA